Molecule: messenger RNA, 945 nt
Organism: Phacochoerus africanus (Common warthog)
Lineage: Eukaryota; Metazoa; Chordata; Mammalia; Artiodactyla; Suidae
Product: olfactory receptor 51I2-like
Exons: 1
Coding region: 1-945 (314 amino acids)
Biological process (GO): G protein-coupled receptor signaling pathway
Cellular component (GO): membrane
Molecular function (GO): olfactory receptor activity; G protein-coupled receptor activity
Source: RefSeq, a predicted model, not a curated record
AUGGGCGGUAACCCUCACAACAGCUCAGAGUGGCCAACUUUCAUCCUGACAGGGCUCCCGGGGCUGGAGACCUCCCAAGACUGGCUGUUUCUGCUCCUUGGUACCUUGUACGCGGUCUCCAUCGUGGGCAAUGCCCUCAUCCUAUUCAUUAUCAAGGAGGAGCAGAGCUUGCACCAGCCUAUGUACUACUUCCUGUCCCUGCUCUCAGUUAACGAUCUAGGCGUGUCUUUCUCCACGCUGCCCACGGUGCUGGCCACAUUUUGCUUCCACUUCAGGGAAAUCAGCUUUGAUGCCUGCAUGGCUCAGAUGUUCUUCAUCCACCUCUUCUCCUUCAUGGAGUCUGGGAUUCUGCUGGUCAUGAGCUUUGACCGCUACGUGGCCAUCUGCAAGCCACUGCACUACGCCACUGUGCUCUCUGAUGGCCGUAUUGUACGCAUGGGCGUGUCUGCCUUCAUCCGCAGCUUCUGCCUGGUUUUCCCACUGCCUUUCCUGCUGAAGAGGUUGCCCUUCUGCAAGGCCAACAUAUUGUCCCAUGCCUACUGCCUGCAUCCGGAUCUGAUCCGUCUUCCCUGCGGUGACAUCACCAUCAAUAAUCGCUUUGGUCUCUUCAUUGUCAUCUCCACCUUUGGCCUGGACCCUGCACUCAUUCUCCUCUCUUACGCGCUCAUAGUGCGCUCGGUACUCGCCAUCGCAUCCCGGGAGGGACGGCUAAAGAUGCUGCACACGUGUGUGUCACACACGUGUGCGGUGCUCAUCUUCUAUGUGCCCAUGGUUGGGGUGUCCAUGGCCGCUCGCUACGGGAGGCACGCCCCGCCGCACCUGCACACACUCCUGUCCCUGGUGUAUCUCUUUGUGCCUCCGAUGCUCAACCCUGUCAUCUAUUCCAUCAAAACCAAAGAGAUCCGCCAGAGGCUGUGCAGAAUGCUGGCGGGAACCAAGUUUUAA